AUGACACAUCACAAGCAUCACAAGCACGAGGAUCCUCCGCCUCCACCAUGUCCUCCACCUCCAUUGGACCCUUGUGCACCACCAUGUCCAGACUCCCCACCUCCUCCCAUAGUUAUUGUUGAACCUCCACCGCCACUGCCACUCGAUCCUUGUGUUCCACCUCCUCCAGUGAUUGUUUAUCCUCCACCACCACCACCACUCGAUCAUUGUGCUCCACCUCCACCAAUAAUUUUAUCAUCUUUGCAUCUUGUUUCAUAUCUACUUACCUCCAUGAGAUAUGCGUCAAUGAUGUGGCUUGUUGGCAUGGAUUAA
This is a messenger RNA of Ricinus communis (castor bean), 312 nucleotides long. Its product is annotated as leucine-rich repeat extensin-like protein 6. The transcript is spliced from 2 exons. NCBI's taxonomy places the organism in Eukaryota, Viridiplantae, Streptophyta, Magnoliopsida, Malpighiales, Euphorbiaceae. The record is from RefSeq and is a predicted model, not a curated record. Bases 1 to 312 code for a protein of 103 amino acids.